Messenger RNA from Mauremys reevesii (Reeves's turtle), 4175 nucleotides. It is a transcript of the gene AGAP1, whose product is annotated as ArfGAP with GTPase domain, ankyrin repeat and PH domain 1. Lineage: Eukaryota; Metazoa; Chordata; Testudines; Geoemydidae. The coding region runs from base 308 to 2998 and encodes 896 amino acids. The record is from RefSeq and is a predicted model, not a curated record. Gene Ontology annotation, molecular function: GTPase activity; GTPase activator activity; protein binding. The transcript is spliced from 20 exons. Gene Ontology annotation, cellular component: nucleus.
GGGCGUGGCCGGCGUGAGCGUGCCGCGGAGAAGGACGCGGUAGCUCUAGCGGGGCGGCCGAGCGAGGUUCUGUGGCGUGCGGGGUGCCCGGCCCCUCCCCCGCCCCCCUCGGCUGCGCGCGGCCCCGGGCACCACAGCGCGGCCGGGCCGGGCAGCCGUUGGCCGUUGGCGCUCAGGAGCCGGCGGUAUCCGCCCCGCCGUGGGGCCGGGGCCGGGGCCCCCGCGAUGAAGUGACAGCGGGCGGCCCCCUGUGCCCGCGGGGAGGGGGUGGCGCUGCCGGCGCGGACCCGAGCCGAGCGGCCGCGCCAUGAGCUACCAGCAGCAGUUGGCCAACUCGGCAGCCAUCCGCGCCGAGAUCCAGCGCUUCGAGUCCGUGCACCCCAACAUCUACUCCGUCUACGAGCUGCUGGAGCGGGUGGACGAGCCGGCGCUGCAGGGCCAGCUCCGCGAGCAUGUCAUCGCCAUCGAGGAUGCUUUUGUAAAUAGCCAGGAGUGGACACUAAGUCGAUCUGUACCAGAGCUGAAAGUGGGAAUUGUGGGGAAUUUAGCUAGUGGCAAGUCUGCACUUGUGCACCGGUAUCUGACUGGCACGUAUGUCCAAGAGGAAUCACCUGAAGAUAUGGAUGCAGGUGGGAGAUUCAAGAAAGAGAUAGUAGUUGAUGGACAAAGCUAUCUGCUGCUGAUUAGAGAUGAAGGGGGCCCUCCAGAGGCACAGUUUGCCAUGUGGGUCGAUGCUGUUAUAUUUGUCUUCAGCUUGGAAGAUGAAAUAAGCUUCCAGACAGUUUACCACUACUACAGUCGUAUGGCUAACUAUCGUAACACUAAUGAAAUCCCAAUGGUACUAGUGGGAACCCAGGAUGCUAUAAACUCUAAUAAUCCACGUGUUAUUGAUGAUGCCAGAGCAAGAAAGCUGUCGAACGAUUUGAAGAGAUGCACUUACUAUGAAACCUGUGCUACUUACGGGCUGAAUGUGGAAAGGGUCUUCCAAGAUGGGACCUGGAGUACACGAGUUGACCAGAGAGUGCUCUGCCAUCAAUUUAGCAGACCUGCUAAAUCAACACCGCUGCAUCGAUCUCAGCAGUGCCAAUCUAGCCUUGCCCAGAAGAUUGUGGCAACAAGGAAGAAACAGCAGCUUUCAAUAGGCCCCUGCAAAUCUUUACCAAACUCUCCAAGUCACUCGUCUGUAUGUUCUGCCCAGGUUUCUGCUGUACAUAUCAGCCAGACCAGUAAUGGAGGAGGGAGCUUAAGUGAUUAUUCCUCCUCUGUUCCAUCAACUCCAAGCACCAGUCAGAAGGAGCUACGGAUUGAUGUUCCUCCCACUGCCAACACUCCAACACCCGUUCGUAAACAGUCCAAGCGCCGCUCCAACCUCUUCACGUCUCGGAAAGGGAGUGAUCCAGACAAAGAGAAGAAAGUCCUGGAGAGCAGAACAGAUAGCAUUGGAAGUGGCCGUGCAAUCCCAAUUAAACAGGGUGUGCUGCUAAAGCGAAGUGGCAAGUCAUUGAAUAAAGAGUGGAAGAAGAAAUACGUUACGUUGUGUGACAACGGUGUACUGACCUAUCAUCCCAGUUUACAUGACUAUAUGCAGAACGUUCACGGAAAAGAAAUCGACCUUUUGAGAACUACUGUGAAAGUGCCAGGAAAGAGGCCACCUCGAGCGACAUCAGCUUGUGCACCCAUCUCCAGUCCCAAAACCAAUGGCAUGUCCAAAGACAUGAGCAGUUUACACAUCUCUCCUAAUUCAGGAAAUGUGACUACUAGUACGUCUGUAUCUCAGAUGGCAAGUGGGAUCAGUCUAGUCUCCUUCAACAGUCGCCCCGAUGGUAUGCAUCAGCGCUCCUACUCAGUUUCCAGUGCUGACCAAUGGAGUGAGGCGACAGUCAUUGCAAACUCUGGCAUCAGCAGUGAUACUGGUUUGGGAGAUUCUGUGUGUUCAAGUCCAAGUAUAUCCAGUACCACAAGUCCCAAACUGGAUCCUCCUCCCUCCCCUCAUGCCAACAGAAAGAAACAUCGUAGGAAGAAAAGCACUAGCAAUUUUAAAGCUGAUGGUAUCUCAGGCACUGCUGAAGAACAAGAAGAAAACUUCGAGUUUAUCAUCGUUUCCCUCACCGGCCAGACCUGGCACUUUGAAGCGACCACAUAUGAAGAAAGAGAUGCGUGGGUACAAGCCAUAGAGAGUCAGAUCCUGGCCAGUUUACAGUCCUGUGAGAGCAGUAAGAAUAAGUCCCGACUGACAAGUCAGAAUGAAGCCAUGGCCCUUCAGUCAAUAAGAAACAUCAGAGGCAAUUCUCACUGUGUGGACUGCGAGGCACAAGACCCUGACUGGGCCAGCCUCAAUCUGGGAGCCCUCAUGUGUAUCGAAUGCUCAGGUAUACACCGGAACCUUGGCACACACUUGUCACGUGUCCGGUCACUUGACCUGGAUGAUUGGCCUAUAGAACUCAUCAAGGUGAUGUCAUCCAUUGGGAACGAACUAGCAAACAGUGUCUGGGAGGAGAGUAGCCAGGGACGUAUGAAACCCUCUUCAGACUCCACAAGGGAAGAAAAAGAGCGCUGGAUACGUGCUAAAUAUGAACAGAAGCUCUUCCUUGCCCCGCUGCAGUGCCUGGAACUUUCUUUAGGCCAGCAUCUGCUACAAGCGACAGCUGAUGAGGACUUGCGGACUGUCAUCCUGCUCCUGGCCCAUGGAUCCCGGGAAGAAGUGAAUGAGACCUGCGGAGAUGGGGAUGGGCGCACAGCCCUUCACUUGGCAUGUAGGAAAGGAAAUGUAGUGUUAGUUCAGCUCUUAAUAUGGUAUGGCGUGGAUGUUAUGGCCCGUGAUGCCCAUGGGAACACGGCUUUAGCCUAUGCCAGGCAAGCCACAGGCCAGGAAUGCAUUGAUGUUCUCCUGCAGUAUGGCUGCCCUGAUGAGCGCUUUGUCCUGAUGGCUACUCCCAAUUUGUCCAGGAAGAACAAUAACAGGAACAACAGCAGUGGAAGAAUGCCCACCAUCAUCUGAGGAACUUACUCAUUUCUUCACUGACCUGAGUAACAUCCACAGCCUCAUAUUGCUCCAUUUUCUUCCCAGCUCUGACCUGUGAGUCUUAUACCUCCCCAUCUCCCUUUUCCCCUCAAUCUCUGUCCUCUCCAGAAAAAUCACAUCUGGACAAUGUGAAGGGACCAGAGGAGAAAAGGGGGCUGCAGAAACCCUUUAUUUUAAUAAAGGGUCUUGAAUAAGGAAAACUGAAAAAGGGAGGGGUUGUGAGAGAGAGUGGUUGUGAGGUCUCUAAUUAUAGCACAUGACAUGGGACCAUUUUACUAGUAGUCUUCAGGCAGAGGCUCUACAAGUGUUGAAAGAAGGGGUGGAGGGAGAAGAAAGGAGGAGGAAGAGGAGAGGAAAGAAGAAAUGGUAACUUUCCUUAACUGACAGUUAAGCACAUCAGUACAUUUCACCUCUACCAAACGGAACACUUGGAUUUCAUUCUCUUCUCCGACGAGCUUGACGGCAUAAAUCAGAAGCAAGCACAGAGUUUGUCAGGUUUGAAGCUCCUAUGAUGGUAUGUGUCAAAUCAGUUGUAGCUAAUCUGUCCAGGGAGAAUACUGGCUUCAUUACACUUGUAUAGUUGAGUUCUUCCAGCAUUACUGCUGUUUAAUAGAACAUGAUUAGUCAUCACGGAGAAAAAAGCAUAUUAGCUGAGGAGGUAGUUACAUGGCACGCUUCGGUGAUUGCUUGGAUGUGAUUGCAAUAUUCUUAGAAGCAUCAUAUUAUCUCAGACAUGUUCUUUCAAGCCCUUGGAGCCCUCCUUUCUAAAUUCACUGUCAUAAUUUAGUAUCUGUUUAAUUUUUCAGUCCAAAGAGAGGAAAUCGGUUGCUGAGUGUUAUUUGACUGCAGUCUCCUUGGUGUAAAAAUAAAAUGGAAAAAAUAAAUAAGAAUAACUAUGAAACACAAAAAGAAAUAAUGAAUACUGCUAAGGAAAAACAUUUCAAGUACAUUUAGUAAAAUAAAUAAAUGUAUUAAAGGCUACUUUUUUUUUCAGUCACAAGAAAUACGUUGUGUCAUUUUGCCAAGUAAGUGUGUUGAGUUUUUUUGGUCACUCUUGUGAUGCAUUGCCUAAAUUAUACAGAUUUUGUAUUGUGUCUUUAGAUUAUGUGUAUGUAAAUCUAUUUGAAUAAACAAGUUCAUAAAUAUGCAUUGA